UGAUGCCAUCGCAGUCAUCUUGACUAGAAGAUUAUCAAAAAAAAAAUUUUCACAAUUUUAGUACUCGAGUUAUUUGGUAUAAUCACUUCAAUAUAAGGAUAGGCCGCUGUAAUCAGCAUGUCUACACCUUUUAGAUUACGAGGACUAUCAAAAUGUUGUUGUAUUUCUUCAUUCACAUUGUUGAAUAGAAGAAAUGAAAGAGUACUACCAUUAAUAUUGCAAAAUAGGUAUAUGUUGCGGACUCAUUAUAUUAGUUAUUCACAAGUAAAUAAUGAAAAUUCAAAUAAUAAAACUAAAAGAAAAAAUAAAUUAGAAGGAUAUUGGUUAGAUGGAUUUCAAACUCCAAAACCAAUGCAAAAAAGAAAAUUUCCACCCUUUAUACAUAAUUUACUUGUACGUUUAGCUAAGGCAUUUGGAUAUUAUGAUUUACCAGUACAAGCUAUAAGAAUUACAAGAGAAUUAUAUCAAAUGUGUUCAAAACAUUAUGAUGAUAAUAAAGAAUUUUAUAUUGGUGCUUGUGGAUUACCUGAUAGUUUUCAAACUUGGUUUUCCGUAACUUUAUUACAUAUUUGGAUGUUAAUGGUUAGGUUUAGAGUUGAAAAUGAAGGAAAAAUAUUUAUGCAACAAUUAGUAAAUCAUUUAUUUGAAGAUGCUGAAUGGAGAAUGAGAGAAGAUUAUGGAAUCACUUCAAAUAGUAUUAUCAGACAUUACAUUAAGGAUCUGCUUAACCAGUUUCAUGGUGGUGUUAUGGCAUAUGAUGAAGGAAUGUGUAAAGAUGAUCCUGUAUUAGCCGCUGCUUUAUGGAGGAAUAUUUUAGUUACAGAGGGUUCAACUCAUAAUAUGGCUUGUUUGGUUAAACAUGUUAGACAUGAAUUACAAAGAUUAGAUCAUUUAUCAUAUGAAAGUAUUAUUGAAGGAAAAAUUCAAUUUAGAAAACCUGAAAUUACAUUGUAAUAUAAACAAUAUUGUUUAGAAAAGAAUUUUUGCUAAUGAAAAAUUUUA
This is a messenger RNA of Rhizophagus irregularis DAOM 181602=DAOM 197198, 1002 nucleotides long. RefSeq lists its product as uncharacterized. Gene Ontology annotation, cellular component: mitochondrion. The record is from RefSeq and is a predicted model, not a curated record. Lineage: Eukaryota; Fungi; Glomeromycota; Glomeromycetes; Glomerales; Glomeraceae. Gene Ontology annotation, biological process: mitochondrial respiratory chain complex III assembly.